This is a messenger RNA of Haliotis rufescens (red abalone), 804 nucleotides long. Its product is annotated as fatty acid-binding protein, liver-like. Lineage: Eukaryota; Metazoa; Mollusca; Gastropoda; Lepetellida; Haliotidae. Bases 83 to 496 code for a protein of 137 amino acids. The transcript is spliced from 4 exons. The record is from RefSeq and is a predicted model, not a curated record.
UAAAAGCCCGGCUUGCACUGUGUUCGCCCUCUUUGUCUCGUCUCUGUUGUCGUAUAAACUACUCUCCUCACAACUAAUCAAGAUGGACGCUCUCCUCGGCAAAUGGCAGGUGAUCAAGGAGGAGACUGUUGGAAUGGAGGAGUUCCUCAAGGCUGCAGGUAUGCCCCAGGAGGUGAUUGACAUUUACACGAAACUGGACUACACAGUGGCCACCAGCAAGGAGGGGGACGGGUACAAGACCCACAUCGUCAUGGAGGGGGUCGGAGAGCAGGAAUACACGUGGAAGUUCGGCGAGGAGUUCGAAUACACGGCCAUUGACAGCACGAAACCCAAGCUGACCAUCACGAAAGGAGAGAACGACACCAUUGUCGAGAGCUACAAUCUGGCUGACGCCAACCGACAGUGGACCGUAACUCGCAGCCUUGAGGGUGAAAACAUGAAGGCGGUAACAGCCAGCAAGAAUGGACAGAUGACACAAAAGCUGAAGAGAGUUUAAGUUGGCCAGUGCGAUGACUGUUCAUAUUUCGAAGUUAUAUUGUCUCAGCCAAUCAAAGCUUUCGAUUCAACUGCAGUGCUCUUCCGGUGACUUGACGCUAGAGGACAUUGACGUCAAGUGAAAAUACGAUGUCACGUCUUGACGUGGCUCUACCUGUCAAUACAAAGAUCUGUUACCAAGGGCGGCUUCUCCAAUGAUACGCGUCGAAUGUCGUAUGUUGCCGGAAAAAUCUGACCUGAAAACCUUCGUGAAACAGUGUAAAUAUAAUACGUCUUUAAAUGCUUCUCAAAUAAACUGUACAAACUGAA